Messenger RNA from Siniperca chuatsi (mandarin fish), 2418 nucleotides. RefSeq lists its product as uncharacterized. The record is from RefSeq and is a predicted model, not a curated record. NCBI's taxonomy places the organism in Eukaryota, Metazoa, Chordata, Actinopteri, Centrarchiformes, Sinipercidae. The transcript is spliced from 2 exons. Bases 964 to 2418 code for a protein of 484 amino acids.
AAGUAGCCUUUAAAGUACACAGCAAUGCUGCGUGUGUAUGUGUGUUAUUAAACUUGUGUCUGUGAGAUUAACAGGAAUGCACCCUGCCAUCCUAUGACCGACAGCGCAGGCUGACACCGCACCAGAUGGUCUCAUGAGUUGUGGCUGCCACCAAGGCCGCUCUCACGAGAUAGACAGACAACACCACUUUGUUUCUUUUCUUAUUGUAGCAGUAUAUACUUCCCCCACCCCUUAGAAAACUAUGUAACAGGGAAUCUCCUAAACUGAAUAAAAAAGAGGAGGCUGCAUGGAUGCACUUCAGAGUGAGUAGGAGAUGUAACUGAAUGCAUCUAUGCUUACUCUCCUCGAGUAAAACUUAAGUUAAUGCCUUUGUCUUUCUUUCCUUGUAUAUGAUUUAAAUGUUCUAGGUAUCUUGAACCUGACAUUAACUUGGUCCUUCGAGCCGGAUUCCGACACAUCCAGAGUUUCCAGUGGACGCGGAGGAUUCCAGGAAAGUCUGUGGCCACAGCGGGCCCCUAGGUGGGCUCACAGGAUCCCUUUGAGGGGAACUGGGGUUCCUCCUUGUCGGCUGGAAACCGAGGAUUGAUGGAAUCUGGAGGAGUUAGACGAAAGGCUGAGGACGGCGGAGUCCUGUCGCUGACUUAAAUUCCGAGAUCCAAUUAGUGGGACCAGGCGAUUGGGUGCUGAUACGAAGCAUUAAGAGAAAACAUUGGCACUCUCCCAAGUGGGAAGGGCCUUAUCAGGUAUUGUUGAACACUCCCACAGCCAUAAAAAUAGCUGAAAGAUCCACGUGGGUACAUCUUACUCAUUGCAAAAAGGUCAUCUCCUCCAACAGUUCCGCAGAGAAAAGUGACUCACAGUCUGAUAAUAGAGUGGACUCAGGUGUGUAGAACCUGAGUAGACUCGAAAGUCAGUGAAGUAUAUCCAAGACACCAGACUCAUUAGAGGACACUCUCGGGGAAGAUGGCGACUAGAUGGAUAAGCGAUGCCAUUAGGUGCUGGGGAGUGACAAUUGUAUUCAUAUUAAUUUUUCUUUUUACCUGGUACUUAUGGGAAGCUCCUGGAACUUCCCUAAAUAGCACUCAUGUUCCGCCCACUUCAUCUCAAGGUAUCACCCAACCACAUGCUAGAGUAAAACGCGGAGUAGGAUAUUAUCGGCCCACUGGCGUUCUGACGACUUUGCAAAAUCCAUGUAAUGCGACCGGAGAAACGACGUCUAGGACCUAUAUUUGCUACAAUACCACUACCUUUAUCAGCACAGUAAUCAUCCCUAUGAACUCCUUCCAGUUGGGCGGUUAUGUAGGAAGCGAGUGGUAUGAUUGGACAUUCUAUUUAAACUCAGUGGGUUUUAAACAAACAGGUCUAGACUGGGGAUGGGUUUUCGCCACCACUGAUAAAACCUGGAGGUCCAAUUCCUAUGGCUGGCGACCAUGGGCACAAUAUUGGUCACGUGUGUUAACUCUAGAAAAGCUAAAACUUAGAAACUCACCCUCCUUAGUUUCAAGAUUUAAUACCACAGUCAAUCCGUUAUUGGAAAAACCCCCAUCAAUGCCUAGCUAUCCAAAUCCACCUUGUUACAUUUUAGCUCUGUGUGCCUAUCGGCCAAGUCAUACAGACCCAUGCACUUAUGUGGCACUGUGCCCUAACAUUACAGAAACACCCACUGCCGCAACAGACUCAGAUUUGCAACCUGUGCCAGGACUGACGUUGGGGCCUAGGUCCACAACUAAAGUAAAGAUAAAGAUCCUCAAUAAAAAACCUGACACUGACGAGUGGUUUCAAGUAACCACUGGAGUCUCAGGGAAAAACAAUAAUUGGCUGUUAAUGGUAGAACAGGCAGCAAAUGCAACUAAAGCCGACUGUGUUGUGUGUAUGGGCCCCCGCCCCUUACUACAAAUAGUUCCUGCACCUAUUCCAGCUGAAUGCCUGUUGACUGUCAUGAGCAAGACAGUUCCAGGACCAAAUUGUAGUUAUUGGGACGGUAUCUUUCCAGUAACAAAAGGCGUAAGAAUCAAACCUCUAUUCUCUAAACAUGUAGCACCAGGAAACUUCUCAUGUAUUAACCUGACCGGUAGAGGACCUCGUUUAGGUAGCCUUGCAGAGAUAGCAUGUCCAGUUACACUUCCUGUUUUUACACCCUUCACCCCAGUGUCUCGGGCUGACAUAUGGUGGUGGUGUGGGGAUGAGAGAUUAUUUGACAAACUGCCUAAAGGUAAUACAGGAUUGUGUGCAUUGGUAACCCUAUUGCUACCAGUAAAUGUGUACCCCAUAUCAGCUGACGCUCUGUAUAUACAAAUAACCAGUACAAUGCCCAGUGAGUGGAGACAGAAACGCUCCUCCUGGCGCUCUGAAACCAAUCCUACAUAUAUAGAUGCUAUAGGAGUUCCUCGCGCGUACUGCAGACGCAGUACAAGAUAG